CUAAAACAAACAAACAACUCGAUUACGGUAGGGUGUCAUCGGGACAUUUUCGUUCUUUUCUUUGCUAAAGAUUGGAGUUGUCACUUCGACAGUUUAAAAAUGGUGGCUAUGUUAUCAACAAUAACACCAACUAAGCUAACCCCAAAGAGUGUACCAGAAAUCCCUGAAACCAAACCUGGUUUCUUCUUUACAGGUAACUUCACUACUCUCCCUCUUCAUUUUCCUUCAUUUUCUAAAGCAAACCAUGUAAAGAAACUCUCAGGCGUUUCCCUAGCUGUCAAGAGUCAUUCAAAAUUUGAAGAUACAAUAACGAAUCAUGCUAGGAUUAAUAAACCAAGGAAAGGCAGUGUAAAGAACCCAUUGUUGAGUGAGGGAAGAGAGGAGGAUGAUAAGUAUGGACCUAUCUGCCCUGGGUGUGGAGUGUUUAUGCAGGAUGAGGACCCUAAUCGACCUGGGUAUUAUCAAAAUAGAAAAUUAACUCGAACAAAAGAACUGGUGUUAGAAUCUGUAGAGAGUUUAGAGGAUGAUGAUGUCGAGGGGUUUUAUGACGAUGAAGAAGAGGAAGAGGGGUUUGCGGAUGGAGAAUUUGAUGAAAGUGCUGGGGAGGACAGUCAGGACGGGGACAAGGAUGUGUUUGAUGAUUGGGAUUCUGACGAAUGGGAAGCUAAGCUUUUGGGCGCAGAAGAAGAUGAUUUGGAUUUGGAGGGUUUUAAACCUGCAGGUGUUGGGUAUGGUAACAUAACAGAGGAGACGUUAAAGAAGUUGAAAAAGGAAAAAAUUUCGAAAGCUGAGAAGAAGAGGAUGACUAGAAAUGCGAAAAAGGAAAAAGAUGAGGUUACUGUGUGUGCUCGAUGUUAUUCAUUGAGGAAUUACGGGCAAGUGAAGAACCAAUUUGCAGAAAACUUAAUACCUGAUUUUGAUUUUGAUAGGCUGAUUUCCUCCAGAUUGAUAAAAUCUAGUGGUAGUGCAAAUGCCAGUGUAAUUGUCAUGGUUGUUGAUUGUGUUGAUUUUGAUGGCACAUUUCCAAAACGGGCAGCCAAGUCCCUGUUCAAGGAAAUGGAAGGGAUAAAGAAUGAUGCCAAGCUUAGCAAGAGGUUUCCAAAGCUUGUUCUUGUGGCUACAAAGGUUGAUCUCCUUCCAUCACAAAUUUCACCUACCAGGUUAGACAGAUGGGUUCGGCACCGUUCUAAGGCUUCAGGGGCACCUAAGCUGAGCGGGGUUUUCUUGGUUAGUGCACAUAAGGAUUUAGGCAUCAGGAAUUUAUUGAAAUUCAUCAAGGAAUUGGCAGGUCCUCGAGGGAAUGUGUGGGUUAUUGGGGCUCAAAAUGUUGGCAAGUCUACUCUAAUCAAUAUGUUGGCAAAGAAAGAAGGGGUUAAAGUUUCAAAGCUUACAGAAGCUCCAAUACCUGGGACAACACUUGGAAUUUUGAGAAUUGGGGGGAUUCUGCCAGCAAAAGCAAAGAUGUAUGACACCCCAGGACUCCUACAUCCUCAUCUAAUGUCCAUGAGAUUGAACCGAGAUGAGCAGAAAAUGGUUGAAAUUAGAAAGGAGCUACAACCUCGAACUUAUAGGGUCAAGGCAGGCCAAGCUAUACAUGUUGGUGGCUUAAUGAGACUAGAUAUCAAUCAAGCUUCAGUACAAACAAUUUAUGUGACGGUUUGGGCAUCACCAAAUGUUUCUCUACACUUGGGAAAGAUAGAAAAUGCUGAUGAAACCUGGAAAAAUCACAUUGGUAUCAGGUUGCAGCCUCCUAUUGGCCAAGACAGGGCAUCGGAGUUGGGCAAAUGGGAAGACAGGAAAUUCAAAGUUUCUGGAAAAAGUUGGGAUGCAAACAGCAUUGACAUUGCUGUGGCUGGCUUGGGUUGGUUUUCUUUGGGCCUCAAAGGUGAAGCGACCUUGAUUCUGUGGACAUAUGAUGGGAUCGAGAUAACUUUGAGAGAGCCUUUAGUUCUUGACCGGGCACCAUUCCUUGAGAGACCUGGAUUUUGGCUGCCAAAAGCUAUAUCAGAUGCCAUUGGCAACCAAAGUAAAUUUGAAGCUCAGAAGAGGAAAAAACUUGAAGACAGUAUAGAAUCCCUUUCUGAGAUUUCUGCUUGAAAAGAAAAGAAUUCGUCCUCUUCCUCUCUGCAGUACUGUUGAGCUUGAAGUUUCAAAAGAUCAUAAAGUUGAAUGAGAAACAGACUCUUAUCUGAAAGAAAAUGAAUGAUCCCCUGCACUUGAAUUUGUCAUCUGGGUUUGGUGACCUGAGGGUGUAUUAUUUCCCAAAUUGAGAGAAAGAAAGAUGUUAAUGGCAGUCCUAUACAUUUUGGUGGAUCAUGUAACCGAGGGGAUUAGUUGACUCAUGUUGGAUGGGGUGUAUCUUUGUCUCUGACAUAUGUUUGAUCAUUUAAUUUUGCCAAUACUCCAUUUUUAAGGAUCGUCAA
This is a messenger RNA of Mangifera indica (mango), 2423 nucleotides long. RefSeq names its product GTP-binding protein BRASSINAZOLE INSENSITIVE PALE GREEN 2, chloroplastic. The coding region runs from base 100 to 2097 and encodes 665 amino acids. The transcript has 3 exons. Gene Ontology annotation, cellular component: chloroplast stroma; mitochondrion. Gene Ontology annotation, biological process: chloroplast rRNA processing; brassinosteroid mediated signaling pathway. NCBI's taxonomy places the organism in Eukaryota, Viridiplantae, Streptophyta, Magnoliopsida, Sapindales, Anacardiaceae. Gene Ontology annotation, molecular function: GTP binding. The record is from RefSeq and is a predicted model, not a curated record.